CCGGAAACACUUUUUGGAAAUCAAGACCUGACCGUAAAACAUACUGAACGCAGCCCUUUCCACAUUUGUGACGUGAGAUACUCUGCCAUUGGUUCUUUUUUGGCGACACAUUUAAAAUCCUGUUGUCUAGCUACUCGUUUUACGGAUAUUGUUUAAGCCCUUCCCACUGAUGGAUGGUUACAUUCUAUCGCUGCCUGGCCCUCACUCACCGGACUACCAUGCCUCACCAAUGUCAGAUCUCGCUCACUGCUUUACGGGACUCGGCGCCUUUCACGCAGGUGACACCCCUCGCCGAUGUCUGGAUCUGUCCAACCUCAGCACAGGGAGUGUAGAAGAAACUACUGUACAGGGAUCACCACACAAAGACAAGCCUACUUCUCCUGUGGACUUGGACUCUCCAGCUCCGAGGAAAAGGCGCAUGAAGACGUUCCGGUCCUUCCUGCCAAAGCUGCUGUGCAGCAGUCCAGAGCCUCUCCCACGGGACCGUCCAGUCAUUAACAAGGAAAAUACUGCCCCAGGGCAGAGGGUGCAGCACAAGCCUGUGGGUUUGCAGCCCAUCCUAGAUGCUCAGCUCCAAGGCAGUCGGAAGCACAGCACCUUGGGGAGCCCCAUCUACUGUGCAUCUCCCUCCCUUACCCAGCUCUCCCCCAGUGAUGCAGACGGGUUCAUGGAAAUCAUGGAGCAGGAAGCUGAUGAGGGUUCUAUUGCCGUCGCCAUGUCAUGCAGCAUGGCUCAGUUGCUCUCUGAACCCCUCAUGAACCAGGAAGUGGAUCUCUCUUCUGUCUCAGCGUGUCGCAACGAGGGGCGCCGGCUCUUCCGCUCCCCCUCCAUGCCGGAGCGGUUGGCGCGUCCGGUGAAGCGCUCCUGCGCCUCCCCCGCCCUGCCCAACACCAGGCCGCUGAAACGACACUGCACCGUCUCGGCCAUCUCAGAGGAGCUCGGCCAGGGAGAGAGGGAGCAAGAGGCUGCGGUCGGCCACGAGAAGAGGCACCUGCAUAAGAGAACCCACUCUCUGUGUGAUGUGGAACAGCAUCUGGGAGGGGACGGGGUGAACGCCGACCUCAUCGGAGACUUCAGCAAGGUGCAUGCCUUACCCACUGUGACAGGAAGACACCAAGGAUUGAAGUACAUCACAGUCGAUACAAUGAGUGCUUUACUGGAAGGGAAGUUCAGCUGCUUGGUUGAGUCUUUUGUCGUAGUGGACUGCCGGUACCCAUACGAGUAUCAGGGAGGACACAUUAAGGGGGCUCUGAACCUGCCCAACACAGACGAGGCGGUGGAUCACCUGCUGUCCCAGAGGCUAAAAGCCCACUCUGCUGAUAAAAGACUCUUGCUGGUGCUGCACUGUGAAUUCUCCUCCGAAAGAGCACCCAGAACGUGUCGCCUCCUGCGCAGUGUUGACCGCAGCCUAAAUGAGUACCCGGCCCUGUACUACCCGGAGCUGUACAUCCUGAAAGGAGGCUACAGGGACUUCUAUCACUCUCACCAGGAGCACUGCGAGCCGCGCUCGUACUGCCCCAUGCACCACGAGGACCACCGCGACGAGCUGCUGAGGUGUCGCACCCAUAGCCGCGCCUCCGCCGAGGAGCGCCGCCGACGCCACCACGUCCAGACGCUCGUUCGACUCCAUCUCUGAGCCAGGAGGAGAACGGCCGAGACGGGGAGGGCGGAGAGUUUAACAGUGCCAACGCCGUAUGAGACGAAUUGACGCAAUCGCGAGUUGCCCCUUUGUUUGCUAGUUUCCCGAAUACAACGGUUUUCCCACACUGCCAUGGAGACGAUGCAAAGCGGUGAGGUUCAGUGCUGCCUGGCUUUCAUCUUGUUUGGAUGGCCGCAAAUUUUAAUAAACACUGUCCACUUAUUUAUUACCGCCUGCCAGCUAGACAGGAUGUGUAAUCCACUAAUCCCAGUGUUGUCUUUUAAUUACGCUAGCGACCACAGGUUAAUGGCUUUAAUUUUUCUGCUUUUCAAAUUGCUUUAAUGUCAUUUCCACAACAGGGAAGGAAAAAACGUCUGGUGUUAUUUCCUGUGUCAAUCAUGGAUGUAUGUUUUUUUUCUUUUGUCAUUGGGAUUUGGAAUCAUGAAUUAAUUUUAGCUUUUGUGAACACCACUGUUUGUUUGUUUUUUUUUAAACCGGAGUGACUGGCCUUGGUGUCGAUAUUGUGUUUUAGAGAACUGAAAGUGGUGAUAUGUUUUAAUUAUGUCAGGGACCUACAUGUUAUUUACUGCAUUAACUAUGACAUUUAUUAUAAUAAUAAUAAUAAUAAAAGGUCAUAUUUGAA
Esox lucius (northern pike) is the source of this 2282-nucleotide messenger RNA. RefSeq names its product M-phase inducer phosphatase 1-A. The record is from RefSeq and is a predicted model, not a curated record. The transcript has 15 exons. Gene Ontology annotation, cellular component: nucleus; cytoplasm. The coding region runs from base 170 to 1636 and encodes 488 amino acids. Gene Ontology annotation, biological process: positive regulation of G2/MI transition of meiotic cell cycle; protein dephosphorylation; positive regulation of G2/M transition of mitotic cell cycle. NCBI's taxonomy places the organism in Eukaryota, Metazoa, Chordata, Actinopteri, Esociformes, Esocidae. Gene Ontology annotation, molecular function: protein tyrosine phosphatase activity.